UCAGCAGAGGGGUAAAGGGCACUCGGCUUUGAGGUUAUGGAAGAACUUGGGCUCAUCUCCACACUGCUUACUCCUUCCCAUUAUGCCCCAGAGUAGGGGGCCUACAUGAAUUGGGCACCAGAGCGUGAGGGCCUUGUGACUUUGCUCCUCUAGUUCUAAAGGGUUUAACCCUGAACUUAGCUAUGUUUAUCACCUGUUGUAGACUUUAGGGACUUCAAUGGCUAGAGGGCCCUGAACUCUGAGUGCCUCAUAUUGCCUUUAUUCUCAGAUAUCCCCAGCCCUGUGCAUCAGGUGCUUCUGGUUGGAAUAGGGUCCUGUCAUCUAUUGAUUGGAGUCCCCUCACUCAUUUGGUGCUGGACUUUGGCAUUGAGUAAGCAUGAAGGGUAAAGGUUUGGGUAAUGUAAUGAUCUCGAUCCUCCUUACAACUGAUGGCUCUCCAUUCCUGUACUUCAAGCGCUUAGAUCCCUGUUGUCAGUAUGCCAGCCUCAUCCAGACAUUCCACAAACAUCUUGGGAAACAGACCUUUUUCAUAUAGCUUCCGUCCUCCCAUAUCCCACCACUACUCUCUUCCUCUCCUGCUACUAUUGUCUGGCUUCAGGCAAAGAAAGGGAUGGUGCUCCCUUGGGGUGGGUGAGGUCUGAGUGAGCCAGGCAGGCCUUCCUGACUCUUAACCACUUUCUUAGGCUUUGGGGGCAGAGGUUCUCCCACCCUGAUGCUAUGGGAGAGGGAAAGUAUUAGGCAUAGAUAAGGCUGACAGCCCCAAGUACCAGUGUGUCAUUUAUAUUCGGUUACCUUCCUGUUCGCUUUCCGAUUUUCCUUUUCAGCCCCUCUCCUAUUAUUAAAAUAAGCCAUCACCCUCAAGGACCAGUGCUUCUGUCCUUAUGAAACUCUUAAACUACAACCAGACAUCCCUUUAUCAACUCUGUGAACUUUGAACAUUACCCACUUACCCUUCAAAAUCAGAUGAAACUUUCUUCCUUCCAGGCUCCUCAAAAGUCCUGCUUGAUGAUUGAGGUUACUGAGAAGUUAGGAACUCCUUUCCCAAGUUCAUUUGUAUACUAAUAAAUAGAUACCAUCUAGAGCUACAGCCUCUCAUAAGAUACUGACCAUGGAGAGGACUUGAGCUGGUUGGCAGGCCAGUGGUGGUCUUUUGACCCCUGAACACAUUUGGGAAAGAGGAUGACCUAGUCCCUUCUGACCCUUAGCCCUCAGUUUAGAGGUGGAGGGAGCCCUCUUGUGGCAGUUGCUUAAACCUUCCAGCUUUUUUGGGGGUGGAAAGUGGAGGGAUGAGGGGGGAGACUUAACCUGGAAGUUGUAUGCUUAGCACCCAGCACUUGGGACAGACAGCAACCCCAUCUUCUCAGAACAUGAGUAACUCUUUAGUCAUGACUUGUUAGGGGGCCUGGGCCCAGGGUCCACUUCAGGGCUAUUUGGGCAAGGGAGCUUCCAAAAUGAGCCUGGAGAAAACCAGUGGAAGGCCUUGGAUUGGUCCAGGUGGGAUGGAGAACAAAACUGUCCCCUUCCUUCCAGAGUAUGGGGGCAGCCAUGGGGAGAAUGAGUGUGUGGGUAUGUAUGGAAUUCUCAGACUAGUGGUGUAAGGUCUAAAGGCCCUGGCACUCUGGGGGUUCGCUGCAUCACUUCCAGUUCAAGUGCCUAGAUUGGUCAGAGCAGAAAAUUGGCAGAUAUUUACUUAGUACUUUCUGUGUUUCCAGACCUGGUGCUAAGAAUGAAGUCAAACCCUGUACUGAGGGGGAGACCUGGGAAUCCAUUUCUGGAAUGCUCUGGAAUCCUUUGGGAUAUCCAUAGUGGGAUAGUGACAGUUGGGGAAUAGCUGUGUAGGGGCUCCCUUCCCUUUGCCGCCGCUUGGUGCAGAGAGUGGUGUCUUUGGGCAGGCAGUCGUAAUACUAAGAACAGCCUCUUUUCCAGUUCUCUACUUUCUAAUCUGGUAACUGGAGGGUGAUAGGAUCUAGAUACCUUCCUUCCUCUGCAGGUUUUUCAUUCUAAUUGAGUUUCCUGGCCCUGGUUGCUGUGAUGGGUAAGGAUGACCCUGAGUUCCUGAGCAAAGGGUUAGGUCUAAGGAAAUCCGAGCCUUGAGUAUGGUAAAGGGGACAGUGCCACUGAAAGCAGUGGUUGGAGGUCUGGAAGUGAGGAACUAGAAUUGGGACUGUUCACCAUCAAGGCUUGAAGGUGAGUGUCUGCUUUUGUGUCACUUUGGCCAUGGCCUGUAGAAGAGAAUAUCUGGGCUCUAGUUGAGCAAAUCUGGCUUCUGAACUGAACAUGGUGGAGUGGAAAGGAUACUCAAGGCUAUCUGUGCCCAGAGCUGAACAGUUCUACCCAUCCACCCUUCCUUCCAACACUCUUCCUCCAAACCAGGUGUUGAGAGCUGUCUCUUAGGAGGUCAGUGCAGGCCAGGGAGGAGGCUUGAGAAUGAACUUGUUCACCCAGCACCCGCCUCCUGCUCACCUCCACCUCCAUCCCAUACAUUGUUGGGAGUCAUUCUAGGACAGAAUUGAGUACAGGGUCUUUUAAGGGUGGGGGGCUUAGCUUGGGGCUGUGAACCACAGGGAUUUGGAUGCUAGCUUCUGAGUUCUGAUUAUAGGAAAGAGAGGUGCUUUCUUGGUUUUAGGUAAUAGGUGAUGGGGAAUCUCUGUUUUUGCUAAUACCAGAUCUUGCAUUAAUGGAAUGAUAUCUCCCUGGCUACAACAGCCAUGGCAGCGAGUAUGGGGGGAAUAGGGGGGGUCUGGGGGGGGCAGACACAUAACACUCAUUCUUGGAUGAAUGAGUGCAUAACCAUACCUGAAAAGAAAACAUAUAGUCAGCCAGGGUAUGCAUGCCCUUGAAAAUAUGGCAUUAGAUUUUGAACCCAGAUUUGCAUAUACCGACUUACAGGCUUUUUAUUAACAAUCUGUUAAAAAUAAACAUUCAAAACAUGAAAGAAGCUGUGCCCUGCUUACUACAUGUAUUGUGGCACAUAAUAGGCAGUCAUCCUUGAUGAAUGAAUAAACAUCGUUGUCCUUAACCAAGCUGGGCAUGGUGGGUGCCCCAUGAGUUUUGGAAGUCAGGAGCUGCCAUAGAGUAUCUUAUACUUGCCGACAGAGACACCUUUGAGGGUGGAAGCCUUUCCAGGAGUGGUCCUCUGAUUAAGUUAUGCUGCCAGUCAGGGUUGGGCCAGCUCCUCUACCUUUCCUAGAACCAUUUCACCUUUCUCUGUCCUUCAGGUACCUCCUAACUUGAUCCAAGGAGACAGCACCUUCCUCUCUGGUCCCUCCUGGGUCCAAGUGGGCUUGUGCUGCCCUCUGUGGGUGAUCUUCUUAUCUUAGUUUUGUUCUUUCCAUUCCUACUACCACCCUCUUCACUUCACCCUCACUUCCUCUUCCCUUCAGAUGCCCAGACAACCUCAGACCUGGACAGUGAUCUCCCACCUUCAUGACACCAUUCCAAUCAGCUGAUGCAUCAGUACAGUAUGUACUGUCACCCCAUCUCAGAAACCUCCCAUGAAUGCCUGCUGCCUCAGUCUGACAUUCAAGGCUCUCCACAACGAGCUCUUACCUCUACUCUCCUGGCUAAAUCCCUUACUUCAGUCAAACUGGUCGAUUCAUCUUCCCCCAAAUAUCUGGCCCUCUGUAUUUAUCCCCUUGCUCACUUUUUAGGAAAUACCACUUUUCUUUAAGAUACACAAAGCUGCCUAUGGCCUCUCUAGUCACAAGGACUCUCCCCACCCCCAAAUCUUAGCUCUGUUACCAUAACUCAUUCAUCACCUCUCACACAUUCUAUUGUAUUGCUUUACAGUCAUGUGUCGCUUAAUAGGCACUGGUGCCGCCUGUUGCUCCUAGGCUAAAAGCCUGUACAGCAUGUUAUUGUACAAAACAGCAUGAGAUUAAAUCAGACAGAAGAGAAAAUGAUGCCAUCAAGAGACGGGAUAAGCAGGAGACGUCUGAGGCUGCUGCUGGUGUAGCAUGGCAUACUGUUUCACAGCAAACUUUUUUUAUAAGUAGAACACACUCUAAAAUCAUGAUAAAAAGUCUAAUAUAGUAGAUACAUAAGCCAGUAACAGUCAUUUGUUAUCAAGUGUUAUGUACUGUACAUAAUUGUAUGUGCUGUGCUUUCAUACGCUGGUAGUGCAGUCAGUUUGUUUACACCGGCAUCCCCACAAGCGUGAGUAAUGUGUUGGGCUAUGACAUUAGGACAGCUGUGAUGUCUACGACGUCACUAGGCGAUAGGACAUUUUCAGCUCCAUUAUAAUUUUAUGGGACCGCUGUCGUAUAUGCAGUCUGUCGUUGACUGAAAUGUCAUGAUGUGGCACAGGACCGUAUAUCAUGUUCGUUUACUUAAUAUUUAAUUUUAAAGUUGUUUUUGUAACCAAGAUAAUUUUUAUUGUAAAAGAUUCAAACAACACAUACAUAUACAAAACAACAUGUGGAACCUGUUCUCUAUUCUCCCACCCUCAGCUAUUUGGUGUGUACCUUUCUAGUUCCUUUGCUAAAUACACUACACACAUUUGAGGAGAGAUUAAGAUAUUAAAGGGGCUCAUCACAUCUAUUCUUGCUUUUUUAAACUUAAGAAUAUAUACAUUUGUCUUAGAGAGUUUCCAUAUUAAUGUAGUUAGAUCUUCCUUUUUAAUGGUUUCUCAGUAUUUCAUGGUAUAUUUAUUCAAAAUAAAACAUUUGUCUAGAAGCUUAUAUGGAGGGUAUUGUGCAGCUAGUACCUGGGGGACUCUGGACAUGAUCACAACCUUGUCCUUGCCAGCAGUGAGCUGGCUCUUUUGAGGAGAUGGGGAGGGAAGACUGGGGCAUACACAAAUAACUGCAACACAAGGAAAAAUACAACAGUGUCCCCAAGUGUAUGCCUGAAGUUCAGAAAUAAGGGAAGUCACUUCUAGCUCAGAGAAUCCCCUAGAGGGAGCUUGAUGGGUGAAAGAAGAGCCUGAGCCUCGGCACAGAGAUGAAAACACUUGAUACAGGUUUAUCUGAUGCCACACCACAGUCCAUAAGCAGGAAAGGGAUUUGGUUGAAUUCAUAAACAUUUAUUGACCAUCUAUGUAUCGGAUACUGUACUAGAUACUGAGAAUAGAGAAAUGAGAAAGAUGAGAUACCUGUCUUUUAAGGGCUUUCAGUUGAAGGAAAUAAAAGCCAACUUUGGAAAGACAGAUUAGGACCAGAGGAUGCACGCUUUCAGUUGGCAUGUUGGGGAGUCUGAAGUCCAUUCAUUGGGCCAUGUGGAGCCAGGGCAGGCUUUUUAGUGGGCAGGUGAUGUGACUGAAGUUGAGCAGAUGCAGCAGUGUACAGAAUGGGCUAGAGUAGGGAGAGGCUGGGGAUGAGGAGUUUGCUAACUUUCCUUUUUUUAAAAAAACAAGAUAGAAGUUAGCAGGUGUCUAAUGGUAGGCAGUCCAGGACUGGCAUGGUGGUUCGAAAAUUAUCAGGGACAUAAGCUUUUAUCUUCUCACUUCAAGAUCCUGGCACACAGCUUCCAUCUUCAUGGUCACCUCACCGUCCAAUGUGGCUGCGAGAGCAUAAUUCAUCUCAUCAACAUUCCAGGCAGCAGAAAGAAGGAAGGGAAGGAGAUUGGGAGAAGGGGGAGGAGCACAUAAUGACACACUUCUUAGCUAAGUUAACUUCCUUUAAGGAGCUUUUCUGGAAGUCCAGGACAGUAUUUCCAACACUUAUUGGCCAGAACUUAGUCACAUAGCCUUAUCCAGUUUAAGGGAGACUUGGAAGUGUAGUUUUGUUUGUGUUUGUUUUUUAAAGUUUUUCCCUUUUUAAAAAAAAUGAGGUAUCAUCUGCAUGCAGUGAAAUGCAAAGAUCUUAAACACACAGUUUGAUAAGUUCUGACAAAUGCAUAUACCCAUGUAAUCCACAUCCCCUUCAAGAUAUUGAGCAUUUCAUCACCCCCAGAAAUUCCCUCCAUCUGAGGUGCUUUGUUUUUUUGUUUGUUUUGGUUUGGUUUGGUUUCUUUUUGUAACAACCUAAAGGAGAUGGCUUAAUUAGGGUGGCAGCCUUGGGAAUGGAAAGAGCUGGAGAGGCUGUGGUGGAGGAAGAAUCCAAAGGAGACUGGAUAUGGAAGAUGAGAGAAGAAAUCAGAAUGCAGAUGGCAGAGCCACUAAUAGAAACUGGAAGUUGGGAAUGAAGUCUAGAUUGUUGCAGAUAAGAUAGAAGAAGAAAAAGGGAUGAGUACUCUAUUGGGUGUGUUGAUCUGAGGUGCUGAUAAACAUCCAGGUGGAGAUACCCAGUAGGCAGUUCUGUCUAAAGCCUGAGAGGGCAGUCAGAGCUCAGUGGCAUCAAAUACCAGACAGAUGCUAAAAGAGGGCAGGGGACCAAGAAAUGACCCAGGAAUUUGGUGACUGGGAGCUCACUGAUGACUUUUGAGGGAGCAGAAUCCAGAUGCCAAGGUCUGAGCGGGCAGUGAGGGUUAAAAUCUUGCAGAACAGGAACCGGUAGUCACCUGAAAUAAUUUUAAAUCCUUUUUAAAAACUGAAGUCCUUGUAAAAACAUAAUGGGGUUGUAUGUAGCUGCCCUUUAGAGAAGUUUUUGAUGUAAGGAGAAAGGAAACGGUAGUGUCAGGGAAAGAUCAGGGAUUGACGCCCUCCUUACCGGGAAAUAGCCCUUUGCUCUUUUCAACCAGCUUUCUAAAGGACAGCUCCCUGCCUCCUUUUGGAUAUAUGAUCUCCAGAAAUUCAAGCUGAAGGGGUGGAGAUGGGAGAGGGAUGCUGCCUUUGACAACUGCUGAGGUGGGAUGGGUCAGCCAGACACUGCUAGGAUAGGUGUGAGGAGACGCGUAUAUUUCAGGCAAGAGCAGAGAGCAAACACGUGGGAUUCUGGCAGUCUUGGGUUUGAAUCCUGACCCUGUCACCACCUAACUAGAUGACCUUGGGCAAGUUACUUACCCUGAACACCCAGUUCGUCAUCUGUAAAAUGGAAACAAUUAUGCCUACCUUUCAGGGUGGUUUUGAGGAUUACAGAAAAGUGCCUGUCACGCAGGAGAUGGUCAUAAAUGGGUGCUAUUAUGUGACCUAGCCCCUCGCUAUGGGACAGAAUGGCUAAGGGAGGGACUGACGAGUCAGAAUCCACGACCUCCCUAUCUGAGAGGGUAGGGGGGGCUCCCCGCAGCCUCCUCCCUCCAGGAGGUGGGGACAAGGUGGAGGAAGGGCUGCAGGAGGAGGAGCUGGUGCGUCGCGACCCGCCCCCGUCCAGUCUGGCCUAGGCACCGUGGGAUCUGCUGUCCUAGCCACCGCUACCCGCGCAGCCUGUCCUGGUCCCUCACGCCCUGCCCCGUGUCCAGUCAUGACCCUGCUCCCGUCACUACUCCCGCUCUGUCUGCUGCCGCUGCUGCUGCUCAGCGGCGUGGUGUGCCAGGCUGAGACUGGGUUCGAAACCGAAAGUCCUGUCCGGACCCUCCAAGUGGAGACCCUGGUGGAGCCCCCCGAACCGUGUGCGGAGCCCGCUGCCUUUGGAGACACGCUUCACAUACACUACACGGGCAGCUUGGUAGAUGGACGCGUUAUUGACACUUCCCUGACCAGAGACCCUCUGGUUAUAGAACUUGGCCAAAAGCAGGUGAUCCCAGGUCUGGAGCAGAGCCUUCUAGACAUGUGUGUGGGAGAGAAGCGAAGGGCAAUUAUUCCUUCCCACUUGGCCUAUGGAAAACGGGGCUUUCCACCAUCUAUCCCAGCGGAUGCAGUGCUGCAGUUCGACGUGGAGCUGAUUGCACUGAUCCGAGCUAACUACUGGCAAAAGCUGGUGAAGAGCAUUUUGCCUCUGGUAGGCAUGGCCAUGGUGCCAGCCCUUCUGAGCCUCAUUGGGUAUCACCUAUACAAAAAGGCCAACAGACCUAAGGUCUCCAAAAAGAAGCUCAAAGAAGAGAAACGAAACAAGAGCAAAAAGAAGUAAUAAAUAAUAAUAAUUAA
This is a messenger RNA of Hipposideros armiger (great roundleaf bat), 7900 nucleotides long. RefSeq names its product FKBP prolyl isomerase 11 (gene FKBP11). Gene Ontology annotation, cellular component: endoplasmic reticulum. The record is from RefSeq and is a predicted model, not a curated record. The coding region runs from base 7278 to 7883 and encodes 201 amino acids. NCBI's taxonomy places the organism in Eukaryota, Metazoa, Chordata, Mammalia, Chiroptera, Hipposideridae. Gene Ontology annotation, biological process: protein peptidyl-prolyl isomerization. The transcript has 6 exons. Gene Ontology annotation, molecular function: peptidyl-prolyl cis-trans isomerase activity.